Pleurotus ostreatus (oyster mushroom) is the source of this 687-nucleotide messenger RNA. RefSeq lists its product as uncharacterized. The record is from RefSeq and is a predicted model, not a curated record. The transcript has 2 exons. Bases 1 to 687 code for a protein of 228 amino acids. Lineage: Eukaryota; Fungi; Basidiomycota; Agaricomycetes; Agaricales; Pleurotaceae.
AUGACGACUGAAACUACCGUCUACAAAGGUUUUGAUUCCCAAAGCUUUCGUCUCAGCCCUCCAGCCACGUCUAUCCGUAUCACGCCCAGCACGGCAAUCAUCCAGGCACUUCCAAAUACCGACUACUGGAGGAUCCCUGCGAGCCCAGGCGAGGAAGCGGCGAAUAGGCACACGGGAGCGUUCUACGCUGUCCCUAUCGAUGGGAACAAGUCGUUCGAAGCGGGGGUUUGGAUCCAGGGAAAAUGGGGAGUGCAGUACGAUCAGGGAUGCUUGAUGGUCGUCGCGGACGACAGCGAUGGUGAGGAAUCCUCAUGGAUCAAAACAGGGGUAGAGAUGGACGAUGGGAAGCAAUGGAUUGGGGGCGUCGUUGCAUCCCAUUGGUCCGAUUGGUCGAUUGCACUCGCUUCCAAGAAUACGUCGCAACUCUCUGAAGACCCAUACUGGCUGUUUAUUCGCAUCGUACGGCUUGGGCCUACCGUGCGGGUAUUCCAUUUAUUUUCCCGCGAGCCAUUUGAUGUCCAGGGCGCAUCGCCGGAUCUCCUCAUGAUGAGGGAAGUGAAAGGGUUCAAUCACCAUUCGGUGGAUUUGUCUCAUCACCAGUGGCGGGUUGGAGUGAUGGUUUGCGGCCCAAAGAAUGACGCUGGCACUGAGGCUACGUUCAAGGAUUUCUACGUCAAGUAUUUGUAA